This is a messenger RNA of Anneissia japonica, 2442 nucleotides long. RefSeq names its product cationic amino acid transporter 4-like. Lineage: Eukaryota; Metazoa; Echinodermata; Crinoidea; Comatulida; Comatulidae. The coding region runs from base 142 to 2004 and encodes 620 amino acids. Gene Ontology annotation, cellular component: plasma membrane. Gene Ontology annotation, molecular function: amino acid transmembrane transporter activity. The transcript is spliced from 3 exons. Gene Ontology annotation, biological process: amino acid transport; transmembrane transport. The record is from RefSeq and is a predicted model, not a curated record.
UCGGUAUUUAAAUUUGAAUAUAGCCAUGCGGUUGCUUUUACGUAAACCUUACAGCAUUGAAGAAGGCGGACAAGACGUAUCCACAACAGACACUGACUAAUAUUAUUUGAGUUUUUGAUUUCACGAAAAUAAAAACUGAUAAUGCAAAGUUUAAGUAAUGUUUCUCGCAAUAUUCGACGAAAGAAAGGUAUUCAUUUGGACUGCACUAAGUCCGAGAUGAAGCGCUGUAUAGGAACUUCCACGCUUUCGGCUCUUGCGAUUGGAAAUAUGGUAGGCUGUGGCGUGUAUGUAGUGACAGGCGAAGUAGUCAGAAAUAUCGCUGGGCCGUCGGCAGUGCUAUCAUAUAUAAUCGCAGGUAUAUUAGUCUUCGUAAUUUCGCUUUGUUUUUCUGAAUUUGCUAUCAGAUUUCCAAAAGCAGGGUCUGUGUAUUACUACAGUUAUGUCGCUUUUGGUGAAAUAUGUGCGUUCAUCACUGGGUGGAAUGCAACGUUCGAGAAGACUGUAUCGGUCGCAGCUAUAGCAAAGGCCCAGAGUAAUUUUAUCAACUACAUGACAAAUUCACUUAUUAAGAAUGUCACCAUAAAAUAUAUUUUAAACGGUCAAGCUUGGGAUCAUUCAGUUAUAACGGAUUAUCCUGAUUUUUUAGCCAGUCUUAUAAUAAUUGUGGUUUGCAUUCUUUUAGCUCUUGGAACUCAGAUUUCCGCUCGGCUCAACAAUUUGCUUGUUGUCACCAAUAUAUCCGUUAUUGCAAUAAUGUUGUGUACUAGUGUAUUUUACGCAGAUUAUUCUAGAUGGUCAGCUAAAGCAGGUUUUUUCCCGUACGGAGCUGAAGGCGUUUUAGUUGGAGCGGCGACAUGUUUCUGGGUAUAUACAGGAUUUGAUGACAUCUCUUGUUUCAGUGAAGAAAUAAUUAAUCCUGCUAAAAGCAUUCCCAUUGCCACUUUCGUUGGAAUUUUUGCCACGGGGGUGACUAAUUCAGUUGUUGCUUUAGUGAUAACAGCAGUGCAACCUUAUCAAGAAAUAGACGCAAAUUCUAUGCUAACAUCAGUGUUUACGUCACAUGGCAACACGUGGAUGACUGUUGUCAUUGGAAUUGGUGUCACGGCAACGGUUGCCUCGAUCAUUGUCACGCAUGCCUCCGUUGCACGUAUAAUCCAAAACAUGGCGGCAGACAGGCUUUUAUUCAAAUCGCUUGCGCACAUCGACCAGCGCACUGGUGUUCCCUCUAGGUCCACCAUUUUUUUAGGCCUGGUUUGUGCUGUCAUGGCGAUGAUAUUCGAUGUAGCAAAGCUUGUUGAAUUUGGGGUGCUUGGUGCCCUUAGUUCAUACAUUAUGACAUCCGUUGGUGUGCUUAUUCUACGUCAUCGUAACAGUGAGAGUGAUUUUGGUGGCACUAAAUCGUACAAUAACAACACUGAACCUUCAUUAUUGUUUAAAGGCAUGAGAAAAAAUUAUACAAGUGGACCGCAACAAAACUACAAUUUCUAUAAGCCGAAACAUUAUUCAAAGUUUCUCGUGGAUAGAUACUCCACUGAAUCGGUCGCAACAUGGUCUGUCGUGCUUAUAGUUAUUCUUUUGACAGCGGUUUGUGUUGUCGUCAUACAUUUUUUUAACUUGCUGAUUGAACCAAAUUGUUACAUGGUCGUGUUUUUGGGUGGAAUGUGUUUUGCCAUUAUUUUGGUGCUUACCGUGUUGGCACAGUGUAAAGAAGUAAAUAUACCAAACGAAUACAAGGUCCCAAUGACGCCUUACUUUCCCCUUCUUGCUGUGACGAUAAAUAUUGUAUUCAUUCUGCUGCUGAAGCCUGUAACGUGGCUUUUCUUCCUAUGCUGGGAUGGCUUAGGUUUAUUAGUCUACAUAUUUUACGGAUAUCGAAAUAGCAUUGAAGGACUGGUCAAGUCACGUGAUGAGAGAGACCCUCUUCUCAAUAAGAACACUGGUAGCAGCAUGUCUUCGGGUCCCAAUACCAGUGUAUGUUGUUCCUUGUAUGAAUCUACCAUCUAGUCAGCAAAUAAGCAUGAUGAUCAAAUAGACGAAUUACGGAAACGGAAACAACAGUUCAUUGAUGGGGGAAAGAGACGUGCAUUCAUUUGUUACCCACGUUAUUUAUUAACCUAAACAUUCUUGAAUAUAAGGCCACGUCACCCAUUGGAAGCAAUUUUGCUGGUCAUUAAAUAAAUUACAUCUUAAUUGCUAGGCGACAUUUGUAAAUAACAGGAAUAAUUUUUAUUCCAAGACAAUAAUUAUAUUGAAUUAUUUAUAUUAAUUUCGGCACCAAAAGUAUAAUUUAUUCUAUUGUUAAAAGAUUUAAUGAUGAGUCAAUGUUAAUUAUUUAUGUAUAUUGGAACCGUCAAGAUAAAAUUGUUAAUAAAAAAUGAUGGUCAUGUAAUUUGAAUUGUUAAAAAUUAAUAGCAAUAUAUUAAACUGCAAUAACAAAUCGAA